AUGUCUGCAUCACCAGCACCAUUCAAGACCCUUGAGGGAAAGGUCGCCCUCGUAACAGGCUCCGGUCGUGGAAUUGGUCGAGGUAUCGCUCUUGAGCUCGCUGCCCGUGGUGCAAGCGUUGUUAUCAAUUACGCCAACUCUGCUGGACCAGCUGAAAAGGUUGUCAAGGAAAUUGAGGCACUCGGUAGCAAGGGAUUUGCUAUCAAAGCCGAUGUCUCCAAGGUUCCAGAAGUCAGACGUUUGUUCGAGGAGGCUAAGGCACAUUUCGGUAAGCUCAAUAUUGUUAUGAGCAAUUCGGGUACCGAAAUAUUCAAGGACGAGGAAGAUGUUACCGAAGACGAUUACGACAGAGUUUUCGGCCUUAACACCAGAGCUCAAUUCUUUGUCGCUCAACAAGCUCUUAUCCACCUCGAGGAAUACGGAAGAAUUGUUUUGAUGUCUUCUAUCGCUGCCAAUAUGUCUGGUGUACCAAACCAUGCUUUGUACGCUGGGAGUAAGGCGGCCGUCGAAGGUUUCGUUAGAUCUUUCGCCAAGGACUGUGGUAAAAAGAAGAUCACAUGCAACGGUAUUGCUCCUGGUGGAAUCAAAACCGAUAUGUACGAGCAAAAUGCAUGGCAUUACGUUCCAGGUGGAUUUGAGGGCAUGGAUGUAGAUAUCAUUGAUAAGGGACUUGCUUCCGUAUGCUCACUUGGACGUGUCGGUGUUCCACAAGAUAUCGGAAGAGUUGUAUCAUUCUUGGCAGGCCCUGAAUCUGAAUGGGUCAAUGGACAAAUUCUUCAGCUCAAUGGUGGUGGAAAGUAA
Messenger RNA from Botrytis sinoallii, 801 nucleotides. RefSeq lists its product as uncharacterized. Bases 1 to 801 code for a protein of 266 amino acids. Gene Ontology annotation, molecular function: oxidoreductase activity. The transcript has 3 exons. Lineage: Eukaryota; Fungi; Ascomycota; Leotiomycetes; Helotiales; Sclerotiniaceae. The record is from RefSeq and is a predicted model, not a curated record.